ACACACAGACACAAGCCACUACUAUCAUUAAAUCUGUGUGUCCAAGACAGACAAAGGCUGUACUGAAAGUAUGAAAGCAGUACUUCCCACUGUUCUGAAAUAGGAGGACUAGGAUAAACUAAGUAGCUUCACGUGGAGAUGUAUUUGAAAUGCAAAAGAAGGAAGAAAAUAGACAUGUCUACAUUAUAAGUGAGAUUUAACUAACAUUUCUGUUUCAGAAUGGCCUGCACUCCAGAGCUGGGGAAGGGAAAAUGAUGAAUCCAUCCCCGUUUCAUUGGCUUAACUUCCCGUCUGCUUUUCUGAUUUUCUAGAUUGACGUUAGAGGUGCAUACGUCCUGGGUAUCUAUCUACAUUUGACGUCAUUUGAUCCCUGGAAGGACAGCGCACCUCAGAAGCACACAGCAGAAUAAAGGGUCUGCUGGACACGCAGUUGGAAUCAACAGAUGCAGCUCACAGAACCACACCUCCCAGGAUUUACGUGGCAUUCAUACUCUCCAAUAUAGUCCGUUCAAAACACAGGCUCCAGCGACCCUGGGAGAUUCAGGUGAAGAAAGACAGGCCACGUAAGGUGUAAACCCUUUGUGGUCCUAGGCCAAAAGGUGUGGUGAAGAACAUUGCUUUAGGGAACACCUGCCACGGCCAGACCCUUCAACCUCUAUUAAUUCCGUCUUGACAGGAAACUCAAAUCAUAAUGGCUGCUGAGUAUAUCCUAUGCAAUUGGAAAGGCCACAUUUGGCCAGCAAAGGCUUUGUCCAGAUCUGGGAUCUCACCAAAAUAUAUGAGGAAAAGACCACUUUCUCUAGAAGUUCAAAUACUCUCAGUAGGUAAAAAAAUUAAAGUGAAAAGAACAGACAUAAAGCUCCUAAAUGAGUCUCAAAUUGAAUCCUUGCUAGUGGCCCAGUCAAAGGCCAGUGUUCCACCAGGACAGAAAGUGGCCUACAGAAAUGCUCUUAAAGUGGCACUGGAGAUCCUGAAUAAGAGAGCAAAUUUUGGUCCAGCAAGAGCAUCAGAUGGUCUAGAGACCACUACACCAUCUCAAAGGAGACCACAAAUGCAAGCUCGUAAAAAGUACCGGAAGCCUAAAGGUACCUUACUGAGGAGUCUUAGGAAAAGAAAAAACCUCAAAUCGCUGCUGGUGUGUUCACAGAAUAAAAACGCCCCAGACAGUGGCCCAUCACAGGCGCACACAACCAUCACGCAUACACUAAGGGAAAGGCGAGCAAAGUCCUCGCGAAGCUGCAGCAUGUGCUCAAAGUUCCCAUCACUUUCGGAAGAUGAUCAUAAGACAGGAGGCCGACCACACACACACACAACGGUCACGCGUACUCUAAGGGAAAGGCGAGCAAAGUCCUCGCGAAGCUGCAGCAUGUGCUCAAAGUUCCCAUCACUUUCGGAAGAUGAUCAUAAGACAGGAGGCCGACCACACACACACACAACGGUCACGCGCACUCUAAGGGAAAGGCGAGCAAAGUCCUCGCGAAGCUGCAGCGUGUGCUCAAAGUUCCCAUCACUUUCAGAAGAUGAUCAUAAGACAGGAGGCCGACCACACACACACACAACGGUCACGCGCACUCUAAGGGAAAGGCGAGCAAAGUCCUCGCGAAGCUGCAGCGUGUGCUCAAAGUUCCCAUCACUUUCAGAAGAUGAUCAUAAGACAGGAGGCCGACCACACACACACACAACGGUCACGCGUACUCUAAAGGAAAGGCGAGCAAAGUCCUCGCGAAGCGGCAGUGUGUCCUCAAAGCUCCCAUCACUUUCAGAAGAUGAUCAUAAGACAGGAGGGAAAGGAAAUAGGGACACAUCAAGAGGUAUGUCUUUGCAUCGCACAGUCAAAGAGAAGGGUACAAGUGCUAAAGAUGGAGGCGUCCUUCCACCUUUGUCACCAAGCUUCAACCUCACUUUGCCCAAAGCUCACAAAGAAGAGGCACAUGACACCUACCCAAGGACCCUGGCUGUCUCCUGUGAAAGCUCUGCCUUCUCGGGGAAUGUUGAGGACCAUGGAGAGGUUGCCUGGAAGCCAGGCUUGGAAGGUGCAGCAGCAUCCUCCAGUGCCCCUAAACAGAGGCGGUGUUAUUCACUCGGUCUGGCAAAUAGAAAAAGGAAGCUGCAGGUGACAGAGUUUGAGAAAGGGCUGCAAGAACUUCAACCUUCAGUCAACUCAAAGGCUAUUAACCCCACCACCACUAUUAAAAAGAAUGCCAACAAAGAAAUGGGACAAGUGGCAAGCAUGGAUUUUCCACAAGAGCCUUGUCCCAUUGAAGGAGGAAUGAUGGUCUGGUUCAAAUUUCAGAAUCACCCAUUUUGGCCUGCAGUAGUAAAGAGUGUCAGCCAAACAGAGCAGACUGCAAGGGUGCUUUUGGUUGAGGCAAACAUGCACUGUGAAAUGAGUGGCAUUCGAGUUCCUCUUCGAAGAUUAAAGCACCUGGAUUGUAAAGAGAAAGAAAAACUAAUAAAGAGAGCCAGGAAAUUGUACGAGCAAAGUGUGAACUGGUGCUUCUCCCUGAUUGCCCACUACAGAGAAAGGCUCAGGCGAGGUUCUUUUGCAGGCAGUUUCCUGGACUAUUAUGCUGCUGACAUCAGUUACCCAAUUAGGAAAGCCAUCCAAGACAGGGAUCUGGAGAUUGAUUUCCCAAAGGUGAAUUAUGCCGACCUGGAAGAUUUUGAGGAGGAGACCUCCCUGGACGGGAAGAGGCCCUGCAAGAAAAUUCUCCCUGACCGGAUGAAGGCUGCUCGGGACCGAGCCAACCAGAAGCUAGUGGACUUCAUUGUGAAAACAAAGGGGGCCGAUCACCAUCUUCUGGACAUUGUCCAAGGCAGGAAACAGUCCAGGUGGCUGGUAUCAUUUAGGAAUUCGAGCAGGUACGUGAUCUGCGUUGAAACAUACCUGGAGGACGAAGACCAGUUGGAUGUGGUGGUAAGACAUUUACACGAAAUCUACAAACAAAUAGACAAGAAAACGCUGAAUCUGGUAAGGGAUGACAAAGUGAGUUUUGUUCUGGAAGUUCUUCUGCCAGAAGCAAUCAUUUGUUCAAUUGCUGCACUUGAUGGAUUGGAUUACAAGGAGGCAGAAAAAAAGUACCUACAGGGGCCACCUGUGCAUUACCGGGAAAAAGAGCUAUUUGAUAAAAAUAUCCUAAAGAAAAUAAGAAAGAGAUAAGCAACAAGGAGCAAGACUAGUUAACUCCCCCUGUACCCACACUUUAGCAGGAAGACCUCUCAUCACCCUGUCUGUAUGAAAUGUGUGAUCGUUCCACUCUCUAUGGCAUGUAAAUAUGUUCUGGAAAUUUGAGACCUUGGGAAUACGCUGGAUUCAUUUUGGAUCCAUCUCUAGCACUUGUGGGUAGCACAGUCAUCAUCUUUUCUAGUACCCAAAUGCCUCACAAAUUAAUUUGUUAAAAUAUUGCAAACAGUUGUGCUUCCCUCUACUUGCUUGGAUGUGUAACUGUCCAGAUGUUUUCCUAACAUGGCUUUUAACCGUACUUCAUAUUUUAAUAUAGCACACACACAUUAUUUUAUUACAUGAAAGAGCACUGGUAUCAAACAUUAAGCAACGAUCAUUUUUAAAAUCCAAGAUAGACUCUUACAGAAACAAUCUGCAAUCUCUCAUUCCUUUUGUGACACCUGAGUAUAAAUGAUUGGGUUCCUUCUUAAGAUAAUUCCUGAAUUUUUUCUGCCACGCUUGUUUGUUUGGGAAAAAUAGCCCUGAGAGCUGAAACCAAUGACAGAGAUGUUUUCUAUAUAUUAUCACUACCUUCAAAUGGUUCUUGCAAAAGCAGUCUGGAAUCCAAAGUUAAUGGAUCAUUUGCACGUAGUCCACACGUGGGUGAAUGAAAUCUCAACGUGCAGUAAACAUUUUGCCAGCCUGUGAAAGAUUGUUAAAACUCUACAUUUCCCUGAGAUUCCACUUACGGAAGUAGCUCUUGUUCAAUGGCUGAAUGGUUUCCUUAAAACAGACAGGCUCCUGGCUGUCUUCUUAACUGACUGGAUCCUUUGCGUAUACUGCUUUAUCCCCAUGUGGAUGACAACUAGACUAAUCGUACACACCGUUUACCUAUUUUAGACCUAGGAGUCCAGGCUCACUGCUAAGAGCCUGUCUGAUUGGCACAAAUUGUAGGAAAGCUCGCAUUUUGCUCUGGACCUGUGUGCCCUAAAAUGCAGUCGUUUGUCUGAAGCUAAGCAAGCUUUCUCUUUUGACUUAUUCAUUGACUAGCCCUGACAGGUUCCAACUGUUAUGCAGGCUGGAAAGUCAUUCCAGGCUGCUUGAGCAAUAGAUGGACCGGGAUCUGGGAACUUGGAAAUGGGCUACAGAAAAGUAUCCGUUUGGCUAAAUAUGGCUGUUGUCAGAAUACAAUGAGACAUAUGUAACUAAAAGAUAAAUUCUGAAGCCCGUGAAUUGUUAUCCUACUUGAAACGAGAGUUUUUUCAGACAAAAAAUGUUGGGAAAGCUAGUUUACUUUUAAAACUUGUUGUGAAAAUAAACACUAAAGGUUUAAUAUACACCUGAGUGCAUUUUUAUUCUCAGAGAGAGUCAACUGUCACUCACAGGCCCAUGUUAUGUGUCCACAUGGCCGUGUGAUUUGUGUGUGUGUAAAAUUUUCAAGAGCUAGCUGUUUUGAUUCACGAUAAAACCACUGUAUCUUUCACCUUGAA
Molecule: messenger RNA, 4653 nt
Organism: Leopardus geoffroyi (Geoffroy's cat)
Lineage: Eukaryota; Metazoa; Chordata; Mammalia; Carnivora; Felidae
Product: PWWP domain-containing DNA repair factor 3B-like
Exons: 2
Coding region: 692-3160 (822 amino acids)
Source: RefSeq, a predicted model, not a curated record